AUGCAACGUCCGGGCGAAACGCAAGAGGAACAUUUCGAGCUGAUCAACGUAGAUGGCGUGCACGUGAAUGCAGGUUCUGAAGGAAGUGCAAGCGAAAACCCAAAACCAGUAUUAAUGAGAACGACCACAGGAAAAAACGAUAACGAAAACGCCUCGAAAGAAAGACCCGUGCGAGAUGUUGGUGGGGCUGUCCAUAGUGAAGUUACAGCAAAUAGCAACAGCGUCAUUAUCCAAGGAGCAGAGCAAGCGUCAUGGAGACCUGAAGGAUCGGAUGCAGUCCUUGACUCACUAAAUGUCAUAACGCAGACAAUGCAACAGCAAAUGAACUUCAAGUUUCGUCGUAUGAUGUAUCUGAUGACUUUGCUUCUUGUGAUAAUUCUUUUGACUGCAGCAGUGAGCGUGGGCUUCAUAGUGAAGACAUCGAAGCCUGAGACAUGCCCGAGUCAGCCCUCCUUAUCUCCAGGUCAGUAGGGUAGUACAGAGUACCAUCGAUCUAAACUCUUAAAAUACGUCUAUCCUUUUUAUUUCUUUAUUAUUUUAUUUAUUUUUUUAAUAUUUAUAAACACGUCAGUUCUAAAGCCAAAUGUGAUAUUGUAAAAUAGCCAAUUCCUGGUUAAAAAUAGCCUUUUUAACAGUGUUUUUUUCCACAUUUUAUGUAGUGCUUAAAAAGUGGUAUUAUCUACAAUGAAAAUUCAAAAUGUUACCAUGCACAGGACUGGUUCGGUAAUAUCUUCCUUUUUUAAUGUAGAUCGUGCAGGUUUCCUGUCGUUUUCGGCAAAAUGUUUUGCAAUUUGUCUUUUUUUUUUUUUUUUUCACGCAGUGCCAUUAAGCAAUAAUCCAGAAUAAAUUCUGAAAAAUGUGCAAACGCACUCAAAAUGAACACGGAAAUUUCCAACGUCGCUUUAGCAAUAUUAACUUAAAGGUGGCCCGAACCUAUUUAUAUGCGUUUUGGUUAUGUUUUUGAUUUGCGUUUUUUAGAAUUAAAGAUUCAACCGAUCUCUAUGAUUUCUGGCAUACCAAAUUAAUAAUGAUGGAACUUUAAGAAAAUGUUAUUUGUUUUCUUGUAGAUAUAAAAACCUUUGAGAUAUCGGCAUAUAUUUAAAACCGCAUUUUUACUAAAAAUGCAAAUAACUUCGAAAUCCCACGACAGAUGUUUCGUUAACUUGAGCAAAUAAGCCUCAGAGCUCUCUAGGUUUACAUCUGUAAGUUUGAAGGCAAUCGUGACCAUAGAACUCGCUGCACAAAAUGCUGGUCAAAUUUAACCUUAAAAUGCUACGCUAACACAUUUGUGAAAGUUGACUCACGAAUAGAGGUAGAGUGCCGACAGACUAUCUCCUAUCUGAAAGGACAUUCCUACCUAAAGCUUUAUUGCAAGAAACAGAGUAACCAGAAACCUACGGCGAACAUAGUUAGCACUUUUAGAAGAACAACUUUAUGCUGAGUGCACGGUAAUAUUAAAGAACUUCUAUUCAUCAAACUUAAGUUGUAUUUGUCCCUCUCUUUUGAAAUCAAAUCUUAACAAAGCAAAAUAUAGCGUCUACGAAAAACGGUCGAGAGUUUUUAGCAUCGCAGGUUCCUGCUUUGAAGAGGAAUAACGCCACCAACUCCAGUACUUCUAACCAUAGUUAAUUGAGUGGAAUGGUUAUGAAACCCGUCAGACUCCUUUGUUAUAUGUUUUUGUGGACCUGAAAGUGCACAACGUUCAAAAGAAUUCCUAUCAUUUUGAUUGUAUUGACCAAUAAAAACGUUGCAUUAAUUUAUUCCGUAACAAUUUGCCAACAGAAAACAAAGGAUUGUGCACUUUCACGGUACUUCCAACAUAAACUGCAGCACUGUUGUUCUUAUCAUUGAUGUUUACCGCUUUUCAUAACCAAUCUCCUCUAAUAACUAUGUUCUAACCAUCCAUUUUUCAGCUGCAGUGAAGACCCUUGUAUUUGGUAAUUGAUUCAAGCUUUUAAGACUUGCCAGCACAUUCGCACGGAAAUUACCACUUGGGAAUAAAGAUGAAGACAAAUAUGACAAUCGUCUUAUUCUUCUCAUUAUCACCAACAUCAAAUUGCCCGUGCGAACGUGAUCGGAAGUCUUAAUAGCGUGAAUAAAUUACCAAAUACAAGGGUUUUCAUUGCAGCUGAAAAAUGGAUGGUUAGAAGUACUGGAGUUGGUAUUUUUCACGCCCCUUCCCCCAGAGCUAUAAUCCCCAACGCCCGCGCCCUCGGUGCAUUUGAAAAUCAAGAUACCUGUGACGGUAAGACGCGGUAUAUCUAAACGAGCUCACGAAAAAAUAGGGGACUGUGAACAGUCUACCAUUAAACGGUCACCUCUAUUAAGCGGACGCGGUUACCCUUUCUAAGGUCCCAAAGUGCUGAUGUUAUUGUUUUCACCUGUAUUAAACGGUCAAUUUGUUUACAAAAACUAAAUUCUGGGAGUCAAGUACAGCAAAGUUAAAAUCACAAGUGUAACUUGUUUCCACAAAUGUCUCGAAAUCAACUGUCUGAACAGUGACGUUCGGUUAUUUUUAACUGUAGUGUCAACAUUAAUAUUAAAUUGAUCUUUAACUAGCUUCUCUUUUAACAAUAGGCCAUUUGCACGAUGACGUUAUUUUACUACUACGACCAGAAUCCUUCAGAGUUUUGCUUUCUUGUGCAAAUUAAGGCUUUUGUUAUUUAAAACUCGCUGGGAUUUCCAAAUUUGAAUAUGAAAGAAAAAGCGAAAAGUACUAUGGUCGUAGUAGUAAAAUGACGCCAUAUUGCAAAUGACCUAUUGCACGAAAAAUUGUCCCCUUCAAAAUGAUAUUCAUAAGGCACUUCUAAACCAUAACCAGCUCAUCUGUUUGUGUUUUUACUUUAAAAAUAUAAAAGAUAAUCAAGUAUCAAGUAAAAUGCCAUCCCCACUAAGCCUGAUGUUGAAUUUUACGAUACCUGUAUUAAGCGGCCCCCGUGUACAGGUUUAAUUUGACUGUACCCAGUCUCUUAUCGGAUUAAGCCUCCACCGUGUCUACAUUUCUGUUCGUGUUAAAACGGUUUCAAAACAGGUGGAGAGGAAAUGCAACUGGAACGAUAAAAUAUUCGCUGGAGUCAGUACUUAUCAAAUGAUAUGAAAUUUUGUGUGAAAUUUCAAACUGCUAUAAAUAGCAGUAGAAAAUUAAAGCAAAACACGAGGAAGAGGAGAGAGGAAAAGGGAUUCUUAGACAAGUCAAAUUUAUUGAAAAUACCGGACUGCCGGUCAUUUAGUGUUUUGAGGAAAACCUUGACAGGUUACCGGCCAUAUAGCCACAGCGUAUUUGAGCAAAAAUCACCGUUCAUAAGUUUUUUUCUCUGUACGGUAUUUGUCAAUAAAACAAAAUCGAAUCGCUUUACAUUGAGUCUACAUUGCUUUUACCUUCUGUCUUGUGUCUUUAUGGUCUGAUCGAGCCUUGAAGUCGCAACCAUUUCUCUACAUACAAUCGCUUGACCGCCUCGAAUAAAACCUUGCCAUCUUCGGUCUUAUUUAGUGCAAAUACCACUUUGCUUCUUUGCCGUAUGCCAUCUGACGUCGAGAUUUUCCUCUUUCACUCCUAAAUUUCAAAUUUCUCGAACAGAAUUUGACCAAUGUGGCUUCUCAAAAAAGAUCGGUACAGGUCUCUUACUGAAUAGGAAACCACACGUUACCCUCAGGGCCGCCCUGAUUCCAUCGCUCUAAUACUUUUCUUUUCAAAGUUUGAAUGUGGUGGGCCUUUCUUUUUGAUAGGCUGAUUUAGCAACAGGACGGGAACGUCCGGUUGCGACGGGAAAGUUCGCGGAAAGGACUAAACACGACUUCCGGUGCCCAAUUUGCCGCUUUGCCAUUGGACAAGCCAGUUGUUUGAUUUGCGCUCGCCGUCGUCAACUGACGUUUCCGUUCUGUUGCUAUAUCAGACUAAUAAAAAUAAGGAACGGGCCAUUAGAAAAGUUGUGGGGGAGGGUGGCUAAUUUUCGAGUCGCCGGAAUUUUUUUUCGUUAUCAAAUUCCUUGUAUUAAAUUUUUAAGGUCAUAGCAUGAAUAUUUUUUAGGGUUAAUUGGCGUGCAUGAAUUCUUUUUUACUUCGGCGGAGCUCGAAGUAAAGGAUUCGCGACGCUCAGGAAUGUAUCAAAGUUACAAUUUUUUGACAAGAUUGGGCAAGCAAAGUCUGUAGGUUUUCGGUUCUAUUCGGCUAUUUGACGAAGUGCGAGACGAAUUAGUUCGAGAUAUCUAGAGAUCACUUCGAUUUCUUUGAUUUAUUCUUUAACUUUUUCGAGGAAGAAAGAAUUAUUAUUUUGGCUUCCCCAGGGUUUGAACCGACUCACCUGCGUGACCUGUCAGAUCAGAGGAGACUCUAAGCUGAGGGAUUAGCCGAUUGCGCUACUGCGACCCAAGGUUGUUUGGGAUAUGAAAAAUAGUUAUGCACUAGUUUCGGGACAAGAUUGGGCGUGCAAGUUCGUGACUUUUCGGGUUGUUUCAACUAUUUCCCGAAAUGAGACUGGACUACUUCGUGAUAUCUCGAGAUCACUUCGAGUUUAGUCUUUAAUUACUCGAGGAAUAAAUAGAGGAUAUUUCGUGGCCGCGCAGAGACACGAAAUUUCUCUUCGAGUGUUGAAAAACAUUUCACGAGUGAGCCCUCCUUUCGAACUGUUUUAUGAUGAAUUUAAAGUUACAAAAUGCUGCACAAAGACAUUUUGUCUUUGUUGAGUGUUACGUAGUAAAAUUGCUUUCAUGCGUUGCGUGACUUUCUCGAACGUUCUCUACGUUUUUGGAUUAUUCAUGAAUAAUUAAUUAGGGCAUGUUUACAUUUCAGCAUGACUCAGCAGAUUUGCAUCAGUUACUGAAAUCAUAAAAUAUGUCGAAAAGCUACUACUAUUCGCCUGUUUGGUAUUUUCUAGAACCUUUGUGUCAAACGGUAUACAAGUUCCAAGCGAGUUCUUUUGACGAACUAAGUUUUUUCCCACGAGCUGGACUGAUGUGUUUAGUCAAGUGUGACGAAGGUCGAUUUUCAGGUUCUGUGUUUACAAGUUCGCGGAAGCCGUAAGAUAUCUGAAGUUCAAGUGAGAGUUUGUUAUUAUUGGUAGAGGCUGUUUAGUUUUACUCAAAGUUCAAGUCAAGUUUGUGUUGGCGGAUGCUGUGUUUUGAAGCUCUGUAAAGGCUAUGUUCCUUUGGUGUUAAACUUCCUUGGGUUAAUCCGACAUCCCUGCGUGCUGAUAGUCAGUGAAUAAUUAUCCUCAAAACAUUCGAACUCGUGACUUUGAGUUUCAGCUAAUUCCAUGCUCAACGUAAUUGACUCCUUACCCAUGCCUUACAUAUCUUUAAUCAGUACAUGAGACUGCUAUGCUGCCUGAUGUGACUAAGAAAAAUAGAGAAUUGUUUUUUUUAGAAGGAUUUGUAUGGAGUCAUCAGAGCAUAACUGGGCUAAUAUCUCGGAGACAAUUUGUCCCGAAAUCCUAGUUUUUGGCAAAUCCCAUAAUUUCACAAAUUAACACCUUACUUUUACCAUAUUUGAUUUCUUACUAAUCCUCCGCAUUUACAAUUAAUUAGUUCCACAACCACGACGCCGUAGUGUACGCUCCGUAGCGUCUUGCUUCAUUUAAUUUUCCCUUACGCGAAUAUAUUUUUUUGUAAUUCUCCCGCCCGCCCCCCUCCCCCCAUAAGUUUUCUAAUAGUCCGUCCCUAACAAAGCGCACCUUCAAGUAAGCAAAGAGUUCCGCCAGGAAAAUGAAAGUGAAGCAUCACGCGCAAGGGGCUGAUUUUAACUCUCGGCAAGGUCAAAAGAUGAAACCUGUCGUAACACUAGAGAAAAACAUGUUUCUCAAUCGCUUGGAGAUUUCAUUCACGUUUUCAAAAAGCCAAACCACCACAAUAAGAAUGCACAGUCUGUUUUUCUACAAACGUGCAAGUAGCAAACUAGAGACGCAGAAAGUGGUACGUCACCGGGCCUGUGGUAAGCCUUGAACUAGCCCGCAUAACAGUCGCUUUAUGCCGCUUUAUUUUUUCUCCUCCCCUCGUCUCGAGCGUGUCACGCUUCGCGCGAAAUACCGCGUGCGCCUCGCUUGGCUCAAUUGCAGGCUAGCCUUGAACAAAUGCCUAAGGUCGAGGUCGUGGCCCCUUGGGAUAAAAACGCAAUUUGAGCUCUUGCCUGCAGUCUCUUCUUAGUAGGAUUCAUACACUAUUUAGUUAACAAUAAAUGGUUAGAAGGAUCAUAGUUAAAGGGUGCUGUACAAGAUUAAUGCGUCGGUGAGAAAUAAAAAUCUUUCUGGAAAAUAAUAUUAAUUCAAAAUGACUUUCUCUUCAUGUAAGGUCCAUCAGAUGCUGGAUUUAGCAGAUACGCACGCGAGAUUAGAGAACUGAAAGACACGCUUAAUAGUACUCGUCGUCAACUCGACGAUGUCAGACAUGAACUCAAGAGGCAAAACAAUACAAUAGCUAAGGUAACGUCACAAGUAAAAUGUAAAAAUAUCGAGCAGGUCUAUUUUAAAAGACAAAACGCUAUAAACUGCAUCUCAGCGCCAUUUUUCCAGUCAGUGUUUACUAAUGCAACUCCCCAAACGUGUUUAGUACUUAGAUGCUAAACAUGUUCUUCUUUUCUAUCGGCUUUUUAGUUAGUCUGGUCAUUCGUACUGUGUAUGAAAACGAGCAAACAGAGGGCUCACCCGUGUAUCCAGACGAAUUAUCCACUACUAAAAGGUCGUUUUAGGCUAUUUUAGAAAGACCAGAAUUCAUCUCGGAAAUAUUCCAGGGCGAAAAGCAACCGAAAAGCGUGUUCCAUCAACAAAAAUACAACAAGAAUUUUCAUGUUGUUUCUUUGUUUGUUUUUUGACAAUGGUAAUUAACUCCUAUCUUACUUUAAUUAAAGUUUGGAAUUAGUAAUGGUACAGAUCCAUCCAAGCGCUCAGACAACGACGGAUUGAAAGGUGAGCCCGGACCUUUGGGACCACCGGGGCCAGCAGGACCUCCGGGACCUAGGGGUUUCAAUGGAACGCAAGGACCGAUGGGCCUUCCUGGACCACAAGGACAACAAGGACUUCAAGGAGCAACAGGGUCCACGGGUAUAAACGGCUCUCAAGGCCCACCUGGAAGGCCUGGUGCUGGCAAUUUAACUCUAUGCCAGUACAAGAACAAGAGAGAAGCAGCGCAAACACCUGGAAUGGCAGCAGAUGCUGUCGUCCGCCUCCGGGAAGAUGAACAUCCGGUAUGUGUAUCUUAAAACCCAAGUAUCUGAUUGGUAAUGACGUAAGGAAACAUUUUGGAGGAAUUGUGUUUACAAGUUCUUCUGAAGAGAUAUAUAACUUCGGUUUAUCAGGCGAGUUUUAAUUUUAUCGUGUUGCAUUAUCUUUCGAAUUGCUUUAGUACUGGUCCGCAAUAUUCCCCGGUUGCAUUUUGCACAGUGAUGGAGCGAUGCUCGUAAAGCUUCCGGAACUUGUUCGAAAGAGAACCAUCAGGAGUUUCAAAUUCCAAAGUAGGUUCACCAAAAAAUAAGUCAGACUAUUCUACCUACACAGGCAGUUCAAGUAGACAACAAUCUGCGAGGGGUGAUCGAUUUCUAAACGAAAAUAACAAACAAUUAAACCCUAAAACCAUAUCCUUAGGUUAAGGAUAUAAAAUUAUGUGCUACAUUGCGAAAUGGGUCGACAACUAUCAUCAUGGCCUGCAGUGCAGGCGUUUUUUGGCGGCGGGCGAAGGCUACUUGGAUGUCUUUGCUUGUUAAUUAAGAGUAUUGCUUAUUCAUUCGUUUCCUUUCUUGCAGGGAUGGAAAAUUAUGGCCGCAACAUGUUCAACAGUAAAAGGAGCAGAGUACAUUAUGGAGGACGCAGUGUUUGAGCCAGGAACAAAUAUACCGGUAUACAGCUGUCAUUGUAAAGGACAAGCGACACUCUUUGUUCUUGGUUCAGGGUACAUGAAGUGCGUCAUACACUACUGGAUAUGCCCCAUCAUAAGUUAA
This is a messenger RNA of Porites lobata, 7923 nucleotides long. The record is from the annotation of a GenBank genome assembly. Lineage: Eukaryota; Metazoa; Cnidaria; Anthozoa; Scleractinia; Poritidae.